AUGGCGGCACCUGGUGCGAUGAAGAAGUAUGUGAGCGGCAACGAUCCCAAGGCCCAGAUCAACGAGGUCCUCGGGAAAAUCGACGAUACCUACGAUAGGCUCCGACGCCUCAAAAGCGAAGCACGCGAGUUAACACUCCACCUCGACCCGGAACAUACAGGACGCUAUCCAACCUCUCAAGAGGAUGAGGAGAUGGAAAGCGAUCGGGUCAACGCGUCUAAGCUCGUGGCCAAAUCGGUUGAAGUUGAGAAGGAGAUCGAGGCUCUGAAAGCACAAAUGAAGGAUUUCUCGGAGGAAGCCCAGAAGGAAAGAGACGAGUUUCUCGCGUGUAUCAAGGACUCCUCGGAUGAAGAGCUUCGAGAUGCCGCCAUUCCAGCCGAAGUGUUCGGCACUGUGGCUCGGAUCUUUCUUGCCAACGGCGGCGGCCUGGAUUUCUUUAGGAAUCUUGGGGAAGAAGCUGCUUCCAAGUUGACUGACACGGCAACGGCCGGGUCGCAACUGGUGUCGGCCGAGAAACAAGUCGAAACUCAUGGCGCUACUCAGACAAGAGAGAACGACCUUCGUCAGGAGAAGUAUGGUUGGCUUCUACAAAAGACUAUCGAGGAGACGGCCGAAAUGAUCGAAAAUCUCCGGAGAGAGCGGACGUUGGCCAGGUCCUACCAUACCAUAGCCAAGAUGGAGCUCGAGUCUUGUGAGAAGACUAGCAAGGAGCUCGAAGAACAUCACCGAGAAGAGAUGUUUCAGGAGAAGUGUUAUGCACAACUACUUUCCACUGAAAUUCAAAAUCUGAAGGAAGAUCUCGCGGCAAAGCAACAGGGCUACAUGAAGCAGCAACUGCAGCUCAACACUUACCGCGAUGAUAUCUCGCGACUCAACCGCUCUCUAGCGUCAUCAAGCGACAAGAACAAGCAGCUACAGGAACUUGGAGAUGAACUCUCCGGCAAAGAGGGUGAGAUUCGUGCACUACAGCAGCAAGUCACUGCGUUGGAGAAGGACCAGGAUCAGAUUUUGAAGGGAGCCUGGACAACAAGGCCACCGAGCUUUAAGGAAACGAAGGAGGAGUUGGCUGAAAAGGAAGCUGUGCUAAGUGGCAAUGACACUGAGAUUCAGAAUUUGAAUGUCAGGAUUGUCCACAAGGACCAACUGCUUGCCGAACAAUCGAGCAACGUUGACUCCCUGAAUACUUCUGUUCAGAACUUGACUGAGCAACUCCAACGUAACACCGAAAAUGCGGAAGCGAAAGCUGCCGAGUUCAACGUGCAACUGGUUGACAGCAAGAAGAAGUUGGAUGAGCUUCAGUCUAGAUUUGACGCCAAGGCCGAUGAGCUGCGGAAGACAGACGAUGAGCUCAAGGAGCUACGAUCUCAACUCGGUGUCAAGAAUAAUGAGGUUGGGGAGCAAAAGAAGAACAAGGAGCUCAACGAGCUGCGAGUCCAACUUAAUGGCAGGAACGAAAAUAUUGUGAAGCAGAAGCAGAAGCUGGAGGAGCUUGAAUCUGACUUCGUCACCAAGGGUAGCGAGAUUGAGCAGAAAGAUGAAGCGCUUAACGAGCUUCACGACCUUGUCGCCCAGAAGACACGGGUUCUUGAGUCGAGAGAAGCAGAGGUCGCGCAGAUGAAAGUCCGCACUCAGCAGCUGGAAACCCAGUUCAAUGAGAAAAGCCAAGUAGCUGAUGGACUCGAAGGACAAAUCGCGAAGCUCAAGACUGACUCGCAACACACUCAAGCUGACCAUCAGGCAACAGUAAGGAACCUGAACACGGAGAUUCAGAGUUUGCGAGAAGGCAAGAGGGCGACGGAGGCUGAUGUCGUCGCAGGGACGACAGCCAAGAAAGCCGCCGAAACUAGCCUGGUUAUUGAGAAGAAGGCCAAGGAGGCUGCUGAAGCUAGCUCUCAUCACGAGAAGCAGGCCAAGGAAACAGCGCUACAUGAACUGGCCGAUGCUGCCCAGGAUUGA
Molecule: messenger RNA, 1956 nt
Organism: Phaeoacremonium minimum UCRPA7
Lineage: Eukaryota; Fungi; Ascomycota; Sordariomycetes; Togniniales; Togniniaceae
Product: putative viral a-type inclusion protein
Exons: 3
Coding region: 1-1956 (651 amino acids)
Source: RefSeq, a predicted model, not a curated record